AGGAGAUCCCACUGCAGGGCGGGGACGGCCAGCUGCGGGGCCAGAAUGAAGUUUGAAAAUCCGUAGUGCGUCUGUAUCACGCCGUGCGACGUUCUCUUUCUUGACCGCGUCAGCAGGACUAUCUACAACGUGAACGUGCCGGCAAGAGACGGAGAGGCAGUAUUACCGUGCUGGUGAAAAGUAAAAUUGGAACGUAAAAAAAGCACCGGAGCUCCAGUCGGUUUCCCCUUUCGUCUUGGUCCGCUGCAUACGAGACAUUGGCCGGUCGGAAAAAUGUGUCUGUUCCUUUCACGACCAGAACGCCAGGUGGUCCUCUCCUUGUCGCGGCUGUCCUGCGCCGGCACUAGGCAAAUGUGGCCUUUGUUCAUCUUGACCGCAUUUCUGCUCGGCCUCGCUCUGCCGCUAGGCUCUACCAGGUCUCUCGAAAGAACGCUGUCACUCUUUGCUGCGGCCCUUGAGCACAACGAGAAAUACCAGGGCGCGUGUGAAAAGAUAGACAUCGACCAAGACAAUGGGAUUAACGAGGCUAAUAUCCAAGAAAAAACCUGUGUUAGUGUAACUAUCUUUGGCUGGCAGCAUCACAAAGUUGCUCUACAUGACAGAGAAAAUCUGUCAUGCGUGGCUUGUAAGGGAAAACACACAUGAAAAGAGGACUUCAUGGCUGUCUGGCAUGACAGACGUAACUCUGUUGCAUGUUCUGCAUUACAGAGUUACACUUACACAGUUUUUUUCUUUCAUAGCUAACAAGGACACGGCAGCGCUGGAGGAAGGGUAUCGCUGCAAACCGAGACUUAUCGUAAGGAAAAAUCGCCCCCUCCCAUAUCGAGAGGAAGUUUCUGAUGCCGGAUUUCCGUACACAAAUGCGCGCUGUCUUGCAGUAAGGCAUCGCAGCCAGUAGAUCCCUAGCCUAGGUAGGGGUGUAUGGGUCUAGUCGUGUAAGUAGCAUUACAAACGGCUGUCCCCGAGGCCCAACAGCAUGCCAAAUCGCUCCCAUAAUGGCGGCGCGGAAGCCUCUGCGCUUGUCGUCUUGCAAGAUAGUCGUGAUUUGUGGUCUCAAAGCAGCAACACAAAUUUGCGGAAAAAUAAUACCGCUUCGAUAUGGGGAGGGGGGACAUGUCCUCGCAAUAAGACAGCCUCUUUAUCACACCGAGGCCAAGACGAAGCGGUGCGCCAAGUCCAAACGUUUUAACUACAUUGCUGCAAGCGGGAACACACCGAGGGUGGAAGGUUGCAACAACUGCUACGACUGCAAGUUUAAGAAGCACGAGUUUCUGUGGUUCCGGUGCUGGGAAUAUCAAAUGCAAGCAUGUCUGGGUCUGGAAACUUGUGUUGCUGAUACUUGCAUUGCAAACUUGCUGCUUGUACGGCAUAACAGCAUGAGAAAUUUCGCGAGGCUUAUUCCAGAUUCAUUCGUAUUUAGCAUGAAGACAAAGUACCAUAUCCCGCACGACAAAAAAAAUGGGCAAUGGUAUUCAUGCAUUACAGAUCUUGUUGUCCUUGAAGUCCUCCAUCGCAAAUCCAGACCCAGACAUAUUUGCAAUGCAUAGGGAAAUGUCGCGAAGUAACGAAAAUCAGUACCUGGGGAGCUUCUUGUACUCCAGUGGCGACGAGAAGAAGUGUCAGGACAAAUGCCGGGCCUGGGUAAAGGACUGCUACUCUCUGGGCAGCACUUGGGACUUCGAGAACCGAGAGUGGGACCUGACAGACGUUAACCCUCCGGCCGCCUUUAUCCAAGAAAAAAACUGUGUUAGUGUAACUUUCUUGGCCUGACAGCAUCACAAGUUUGGUCUACAUGACAGAGAAAUCCUGUCAUGCGUGGCUUGUAAGGGAAAACACACAUCCACAUGAAAAGAGGACUUCGUGGUUGUCUGGCAUGACAGAUGUAACGCUGUUGCAUGUUCUGCAUUAAGACAGUUUUUUUCUUGCAUAGCCUGCCUUGCCAAGUACGAGGAGGCCGGGUCCACGUGCAAAACGAAAGUGGACGAUUGGUGGGACUACUGCAAGAACAAGGGGACUUAUGGAGAGAGAAAAAAGUUUGUCAAAGUCACUAACUUGCAGGCUUUGCAUUACAAAUCUUUUUAGCAUCACAACUUUUCCUUAUAUCGCAGAAACACUAGGGAAAUCCCUUAUGAAGUUUGGCUGUGAUGCCUUUUUACGCAUGACAGAAAGUUUUGUAUUGCAAAAAUGCGCAUGUGCAUGAGUGAUCGUGGCGAACUUUUUUUGUUUGAUAGGACUGCUUCCGGGAAGACACUGAUGAAGGAGGCGCGCAAGAACUGCACGUAUCAAAUGCAAAUAAAUAUGUUUGGGUCUGGAAGAGGGCGAGAUUUGUCAACAUGCUUGUCUGGCAUGACUCUGGACUCUGUGUUGCGCUUGCGUGGCCACAAACAGGUCCCUCUGCCUGUCAUGCAAAAACGCAGCUUCUCAUGCGGAAUACGCAACACAGCGCGAGGACGAAAAAACCUGUCAUGCUUGGCGGUGCAGUACAGAGUGCUUAGUACUAUUCGCUGAGUUGCAUUACAAGUUUCCAGAUUCAGUCAUAUUAAUAUUUGCAAUGCAUAGCACAAAAGCCCCGACAACGUCCACAACGACCACCACGACGACGAUUACCCCUACCAAAUGCAAAAAUGUCUGGGUCUGGAAGAUUAAAACUUGUCAUGCUAAAUCCGAAUAGUGCAAAAAUCUGUGUUGCAUGAGUGCCAAAAGCUGUCCACUUUCGACCAAGUUGGGAGGUAGUUUCUCAUGCGGGAUAGGCAUGGCAGAGACCUCACAGACUCUGUCAUGCUAGGCCCUGCAUUCCAGACCUUAUGGGUCAUGGAAAAUCUGCAUGACAAAUCUCGCAAUCUUCCAGACCCAGACAUUUUUACAUUUGAUAACCCCCUAUGCCUGGGAAGUAUGUCUGGGUCUCGAAGAUGAUGAAUGGAGCUUGUCAAGAACAUGCGAAGUCCUAAUUCCAAAAAAACCAGUGUUGCAUGAACGCCAGAAGUUCUUGCCGAGUUUUGGCUAGGAAACAGCAACAGGCGGAUCAUUUUUCUUGCGGUGGAAUAUUAGGCGUGAGGAGGGUCAUCUCAAAAACGAACAGGGGGCGGCGGGUUGAAGUUGUCUAUAACGAAAAAAUAAAGCUAAAGAACUUCACCGGUGUACUUGAUGAAAGCAAACACGACCACACUGGACGUCGAUUAUCGGGGAAUGUUGACAGUGGUUCUGUUUCUGUAGUUUACACAAGUGAAAAUGAAAUAGAAUGAUACAAC
This is a messenger RNA of Amoebophrya sp. A120, 3248 nucleotides long. NCBI's taxonomy places the organism in Eukaryota, Dinophyceae, Syndiniales, Amoebophryaceae. The record is from the annotation of a GenBank genome assembly.